AUGGCGAAUGAUUUGGUUGAAACCCUCUUUGAAGCGAUCACGAUCGGAGAUGCAACGAUCCUGGAACAAUGCCUUCAACAGGUGACCAUCGAUACCGUGUUGGAGUUUCGGCAUUCGUACGGCGAGUCUCCGCUGCAUUUGUGCGUGAAAAUAGGCGGCGUGAGUCAUCUCGGUGUGGUGCGUUGUUUAUUGGCGAGCGGAUUGGUUGAUAGUACUACCGUCGAUAGCGAAGGACAAACCGCGCUCAAGUGUGCAGUUGCGAAUGGAGACAGCGAGUUGGUUGAAGCUCUGAUAAACGUAGAAAUUGAUGGACUGGAUGAUGCAACCGCAUGCUACAAGAUGUUGAGACAUAACUCGCUGCAGAUAUUCAAAAAGUUUCUUCUUAUGAAGCAGUUUAAGGAGGAGGACGAAUUUCAACACCUAGCGAGUGCGUUAGUUCAACUGAAUGUGAAGAAUGUGCUGCUCUCGGAAGAGCUGCGCCUGUUCACGCUGUGGAAGCUGUCCGACUAUGGCUUUCGGAAGCUGUCCGGCGACUGGCCCGGUACGAAGGAUCCAAACGAAUGGAAGAAUCAUAUUGACGUUAUAGGCGACUGUUGGCGUGAUAUAAACGUGCGGCACAACACUCGACUGUACGCGGAUGCUGACGAUCGGUUCCUGCAUCGAUUGCAAACCGUGCACAACCAUCUGUACUUCCUGAAGCACAAACAAUUCCUGGCGCAUCUUCCAAUGCAGGAAGCCAUAUUUUGUGUGGCCAUCUUUCUAUCCAUCUUUCGCCACCCGGAACAAUUUCAGGAGUAUCGUCUGAUGGUCAACAAAUGUCUGGUGAUAGAGUUUGUGCGCAUGGUGAGCGAACAGUUGGCAAUAGUGAAAAAGUAUCUGGAAGGAACCGAAACGGAACUGUUGACGAUAGUGAGACAAAGUGAGUCGUCAGGUGCAGCAGAGAAAGACAAACUGAUCCAGGAUCUGUUGUCCAAAAUAGACUCGUCGGACCUGCCGAACAAAGCACACGUGUUGAAGCAACUAAAGGAACGAGUGGAGAGUACUACUGCCGCAAACAAGGAUAACUUAAUCAAAGAUAUGCUGGACAAGACAAAAAGAAUCGAUAAACUGUGGACCGGAGAAAUGGCCGAGAAGAUAAAAGGGUUGGAAAAGACGAACAGAGAGCAAUUGAUAGAGCAGAUCGGGAAACGUUUGCGUCACGUAUCUCAUCCACAAAAUGUAGUGCAUCGUUUGAUGGGCGAUUGGAAGAAGGGAAAAGCGACCGAAAUCAUCGUCGCGGACAUCGUGUCGGGCGAAUCUUUUCAUCUGUCGCAUCUGAUGCGUGGUAAAGAUCGUCGCAUCAAACGCAAACUGUUGAAGUGUUACUCCAAAACCAAACAAUAUUACUCACUGCAUAAAACCGUGUUCUAUUGCGAGAACAUCGUACGGAAUCCAGAUGAGCUUAAGUCGAAAUCCACCUACGCUGAGAUUGCGAGUAUGAAACGGACGGUUCAGGUGUUUGGUGAAGCCAUCAAGAACACCACCAACUCUGCCAAUAUGCCGGGAAAGGCUGCCGAUGCUAUGGGUUCAAUGCUGACAGAACUCUACCCCAUUAUGAACAAAUCAUACCGGGAGGUACUAUCGCACAGUAUCUCUUUGAAGAAGCAGCUUUUGGGCGAAACGUUCGAUAGAAGGCUCUGUGAUGCGUUUCGUUCGUAUUUGGGCAUGAUGCGGAUGGUAUUUCAGCUACUUUAUGUAGUCGCUGUCGCGAUUGUGCGGCAAUCGUUCUACGGUACUAUGCGCCAGUGUGAUACUUUUAGAGAACUACGAUCGCUCGUACUCUACGCCGGUGAUAUGGAGGCGCUGGAGCACCGCCAGCUAGCUUGCUUCACAGAGGUGACGCAGUAUUUCGAUGAAGCGAAAGCCACGUUCCAAGAGUUAGAAAGUGAACCUAUCGGCGAGAUACCUAUAUUCAAAUACUUACAGAAGCAUCUACAAGUGAAGCGUAAUAUUGUGAACAAGUUGCGUGAAUGUUUCAUUGAAAACGAUUGUUUUAACUAUAGUAGUAUACGGAGAGCAUGUUUCUCCAGCGACGAUUUGGCUUCCGUUCGAAGGUUGUUCGAUUGGAAGCUAACGAUGAGAUGGGUGGGCGAAUUCUUCCAGAAGGUGCGCUUGUCCUGGGAAACAAAUCACGUGCAGUCGAUAACGGUAGAAUGGAAAGAUCCACGUUUGCUAAAGUACAAUCCUUCCGUAAUUGCCGGGAUUCUCAAGAAUGGUUCUGCAGCGAUGGAGUGCGUCGAAGAAUUCGAAUACAUUGUACAUACGCGUCAGUUGACGGAGGAUCUCCGGAUCGCGGACAAGAUCGACGAGGAAGCGUUGCAGCAUCUCAAUAGACGUUUGAAGUCUUACUACAAUGAUAUCUUCUUCGUCGACAACAAAUGGAAGGUGCUGGAAACGUUCUGCAAAGACCGCAAACUCCCCUGGAACAAGGAACUUGUCCGUGAGUUGAUCAAACGCGAUCGAGAUCAUUUACAGCAGCUGUACGACAACAGUCGCAAGCAGUUGGGAGCAAUUCUGGAAAAGUAUGGUCUGAGCACGGUUGAUGGAUUGGUUUCGCGGUUAUUCCGGCUUCCAACUCGGAUGCUCAGCGCCAUCGAACACAUCCAGCUGGAGCUUUGUGAGAUGCUGUACGCAGUGGGAUACUUUGGUAAUAGUUUCCAUUACAUGAAGAGUCGCAUUCCUAUGAUACAGGGGAAAAACUAUCGUAACUUCUUGGCCCAUGAUACGCUGUCCUACAAUCUGCUAACGGAUAGCUCGAUGGAGAAGAUCGUGAUCAAUGCGUUUGUGUUCUCCAACACCGAGGUUCGCCUGUUCGGUAACGCUGGUGUAAACAAGAUUAAGAUUGCCGUACCAACGUUGUCUCAAAUGAACCACUGGGUUGAGCUUCAGCAUCGAUUGCUGGAAGCAUUCCGAUCCAAAGACAUCCAGACGAUGCAGAAGAUAGGACGGGAAGAAGGGGCAGAGAUGAAGGGUCGUUUUUGCUUUACGCCGAACAAUUCAUACCUCGCUUCGGCAUUCUUCCAGCUUCCAGAGUUGGUAAAUCCUUGUAACGCUAAUAUGUCCGUGGUAGAGUAUCUGGAUCAGUACUUUGCCGCGUUUUUGGAUCGAUGUAACGAUCCAGAAUACCAGACUUCGAUGGCAUUAACAUUUCGAGAUUUUCAGGCAGUUUACGAUCGUACAAUUGCUCGUGGUGAUCGUUUGAUACGCGACGAGAUGUUUGACUGGGAGGAGCUUAUGACUCACGUUCGCAAAACAGACCUGUUCGUCCAUCUGGUAGCGGUCGUUAAUAGGGGCGCCAUUUUGAGAACGCUUAUCGAGCACGGUAACACGGCAGGUGUUCGGGAGAUGCUGCCGUUCUUUGAAAGCUUCCACUCGCCGAACGAUCGUGGCCCGUUAGGCGAUGCGUUACUUUAUUGUGUGCGAUCGAUUGCGGAUCUGUUGCUACCACGAUCGUCGGUACCUCAUCCAGCGAUACUGCUGCUUGCCAUCAUUUUGCACUGGAAUGAUGUCUUUACAAACAUGAUGGCAAAAGCCGAUAUUGAAGGAAACACAUUCGAAUUUCUGCUGAAAACCACCGUCCAGGCUAGAAACUAUACAGCCGCGGUAUAUCUGCUGGAACAUGAAUCUUUUAGACGUUUUAUUCCUGACGCAUUUGUGGCUUGCUGUGCCUCAGCGGCGCGUAUGGGUGAACAAUCCGUCUUGCAGCAUUUGCUAGAGCGGUGUCCUACCACAUCGAUUGAGAAUGCUAGUUUAGCUGAUAUACUUCAUCAAGCCGCAUUAAAGCAACGGUGGAAUUGUGUGCAGCUACUAUUGGAACGUGACAUUCCAGUGGAUCGGGUGUUUACGGAUAACAUGCAGGAGAAACAGUGCACGUUUCUCAUCCUCGUAAAGUACGGUCAAUGUCGACUGCUUCAGAAAAUCACAUCCAUUAACCACGAGAUGUUUGGGACGGUUGCAAAACAUCCUUUUACUGUGGCGGUUCAAAACGGCAAGACAUCAGACAGAAUGAUUCGUUCGCUGCGCGCAUUAGGGUUCGAUUGGCUUGAUAGCUCCACAACGCUACACGCAGUGAUACGAAGCAAGCAUAGGAAGGCGUUUGAACAGAUCCAGGAGCUUGUGAAUGAGAAUUGUGUGGUGAAUCCUUCGACCCAUCUUGAUAACUUCCGACAUGCGUUAAUUGUGCUGCAGCGGUGGAAAAUGAUCUCGUUCGUAGAGGAGUCAAAGUCAUACGGAUCAUCUUCGUUAUUUUCUGCUUUACAAGCAGAUGAUCAUGCAAUGGUAAAAGAGUUGCUCAAUUGGGCUCGUCAAAUGCGGACGAUCGAGGAGCUAGGCAUUCUUGGGGGUAUCGUUUUUGAACGUGAUGCAGUCUUCACUUGUUACGGUCAAAGACCGGAUGGGUUAGCAUUUUGGAAUACACGUGACAGCUGCGAAGAUAUGAUAACCCGGAUGGAAACUUGUGCCUUGUUGGGUGAGAUGAUAUGGCAACGGUUUACGAUUAACGCUCAGUCCUCCACCACAGUCGCGUUCCAUGUGUUAACCACUGAGGAUGAAGUCAUAGAGCCUUUAGAAGAUCAGACAUUUGUUCUGCGGGAUUCAGCGUCGUUGGUCGAAAAUUUGAAGGAUUUCCUAACGUUUGUCAACGCCUCGCUAAGUAACUUCACCAUAAUUUUUGCCGAAUUUACCACAGACAGCGGAGCUACGAGAUACUUCUGGCAAAUUGAGCAAAGUAGUUGCAUGUACGACAUACUUCUUCCAUCAGAGAGGAGCAUUGAUUUAACUAAUACGGUUAAUUAUAGAGAUUGGGGAGGUGAAACUCCAUUGCACCAUUGCUUUCCGAGAGAUAAACUCGAAAUAGUACAGCUUUUGGUUGAGAGCGGUGCAAAUCCAUUGUUGGCAGAUAACAGCGGCUUGGCCGCUAUCCAUCUUGCACUGCUGAACUCACAGGACUAUGCCGUAGGGCGGUAUCUGUUCGACGAGUGUGUUCGAAAGGAUUUACGCAAUGAAAAGGGUUGUACCGUCCUGGAACUCGAUGAUGGCAAUGGUGGUAACAGAUUAAUACAUACCACCAUAAUGGGCGGCCGACGAGACAUCGUACAACGGUUGCUCGAGCUUCGCGUUGAUGUGUCGGUGGAGAACAGUAUCGGUGUAACACCAGCGCAUCUUGCUGCUGGCAUUAACAUCCAUAACAAUUGUCAUUUUGUAAAAAUGAUUCUUGAUUACGACGCCAGCUCGAUCGAUACGCGCGAUAACAUGGAUCAUACCCUGUUACACUUGGCGGCACGGACCAACUCGUUCGAAUUGAUGCACCUCUUAGUGCAGUACAAACCUAAUUUGAACUUAUCCCACGAAGGCAUGACGGCGCUUGGUAUGGCCAUCCUGAUGAGGCACAUCGAGUGUGCCAAGUGUUUGCUUAACUAUGCGAUCGAAAACAACAUCCAGGGUAUCACACAAGGCGAGGACGAUCUGGUCGUACUAUCAUUGUUUAGCGACGAUUACAAUUUAUCGAAAAUGUUGCUCGAGUACGAGUUGGGACACACAUUGGGGGAGGUCGACGAGCGAGAUCUACCCAGAAUCAAAUCCAUUAUCGAGGGGUCAGUUCCCAGACUGCCAGAAGUACCGAUAGCUCGUGUAGUACACAUGCAACGUUUCACUGAAUCGGAAAAAUUUUUGCAAGAAUUGAUGAUACUAGCAACCUCAGUUACAGAUCGUUAACGAUCCUGUUUUUGAUUCUUUUAAGCGCCUGCCAUUUCUGGCUUUCUAGAUUUAAUUCUACCACAUAGUCGUAGUUCUUGCUACGGGAAAACGAUCCAAGUGAGAUUUUGUAUUCCCGGUCCUGUCGUUUGGAACCUGCGACAUUAUCAAUGGGCCGCCGCCCUGUCUAAUUAGCUUCAAAAUCCUCUAAGAAAACAACAUGAUCUGAACCGCAUUUCAUCUGCUUGUGACGUAUUGAUCGACAAGUUGUACACAGAAUCAGCAAGUUUUAUAAUACAUAAAGGUUACUAAUU
Messenger RNA from Anopheles moucheti, 6044 nucleotides. RefSeq lists its product as uncharacterized. Gene Ontology annotation, molecular function: protein binding. The transcript has a single exon. NCBI's taxonomy places the organism in Eukaryota, Metazoa, Arthropoda, Insecta, Diptera, Culicidae. The record is from RefSeq and is a predicted model, not a curated record. The coding region runs from base 1 to 5751 and encodes 1916 amino acids.